AUGAACCAUAGCCCAAUGUUGUUGUCUACUCGUGAUGCGCAACGUGAAAGACGAGCAUCACAAAUUCUUGCAUCAACUUCUGUAGCUGAAAGAUUAAAUCUAGCUGGUAUAGACAAUGGAAGUUUUCGAGCAGAUUCAAGAUCCGAUCUUCGUAGAUCUUCUACGUUAUCACGAAGACAAACACAGUCCCAUAUUCAAACACACCCAUCAGACACGGUGAUAGAUGCUUCAGCAGAUGAAGAAACAACUAAUAAUGUAAAACAAGUGAUACCUACACAGAAAACAAAAUAUCAGUGGAAAAUGAGUCACUAUCUAUACAUUCACGUAUGCUUCUUUGUUUUAAAUGGAUUAUUCGGUGGUUUAGUAGUUUGGCUUAUUGAGAAUCAUUCUUCUUCACGAAAUGUAGAAAUGACAGUACAUUAUAUUGAUGCUUGGUUUGUUAGUAGUUCAUGUGUAUA
Rotaria socialis is the source of this 458-nucleotide messenger RNA. The record is from the annotation of a GenBank genome assembly. Lineage: Eukaryota; Metazoa; Rotifera; Eurotatoria; Philodinida; Philodinidae.